UCUCUCCACUCCCGGCCCGCCGUGCCACUGUACUACUGGUGCGUGCCCAACGACAUACACGGGCCGCGUCACGCCAUUCCGAACCAAGCCUUCAGCCCCAUCUCAGGCGGAGAACUCCCAUGAGCAACACGGCAACCCCUGCUGUUGUGCCUCCCGAAGCAGCAUCAGCGACUUCGACAUCGGCAGCAGGCCAAGGCAGUACGGGGACCAUGGCUGCCCCAGCAGCAGCAGCCUUUGGUGCGGACAACGUGGCUACCUCCUCCCCAUUCCAGGCGCCGUGCCCCGUCACCUUGUCAGUGUCUCCGUCGGCCCUAAAGUCUGCUCCUGCUGGCGCCGGCCGCGGCGUUGCCGCCGCGGCGGCCGCCGUCGCCGCUGCCGCCGCUGUCGGCAACGGCGGCGGCAGCGGCAGCGGUAGCAGGACCGGGAUCGCGACCGGUGGCUUGGUCUCUGGCCGCCUCAGCAGCGCUGGCAACAGUGUAGCGACACCCGUGCACGGUCACGGUGGAGCAGCGGGCUUCGGCAGCGGCAGUUUCGCUGGCGUUCACGCCGACGCUCCUGCCGGAGAGCACAGCUUUGGCGGCGGCGGCGGUAGCGGCGGCGGCGGGGGCGUUGGGUUGAUGCCGCCGGGCCGCUCGAUCCCGCGGUGCGGUGGUGGCGGUAGCAGCACCUCGGGUCCUCCCUUCCCCGUGUCUAGGCCUUCGCGGAAAAGGGGCGAUUCCGAAGAAAUUUCCGAGGGUUCUUCGAGGGGGUCAACCCCAGUGGGCGGCAAGCGCAGGAGGCGCGACGGCAGCGACAUCGCGGGCCACUGGCACUGCGUGUUCAAGCUCACCCCAGACGAGAACACUAGCUUUAUGGACAACAUCAGGGAGCUUUACGAAAAGGAGCAGCUGUGUGACAUCACCCUUAGCGUGGAGGGUGAGGAAUUCAGGGCCCACAAGGCCGUUUUGGCCUGCAGCAAGUCCUUCCUGGGCACCCUGAUGAUGAGCAACAUGAGGGAGUCCACGCAAGAUGUCAUCGAGCUGGAAGACAUCAGCUCGCGACAGGUGGAAGGCCUGAAGGACCAGAUGUGCGACGCUCUGUCGACACACCUGACACACGACAAUGCCUGCUCGGUGUUCGCAUUGGCGGACAGCCACCAGUGCCACACGCUUAAGGCCGAGGCCUUCUCCAAGAUUGUACAACACUUCGCACUCGCAACGCGUUCGGAUGGGUGGACAGCUCUGAACAAGGACCAACUGUCAGAGGUUCUGGGGAUGGUUCGCUUCCCGCUGAUGGACGCCGGCCUCCUGAGUGACGUCAUCAAAGACCACGAGGCUACUAAGGUGACGCAAUUGAGAGUCCUGGGUGAUUUGUUAGCACGGUAUCCGCAUCGAGUAGCACCAGUCCUUCAGGGCUCGGAGUGUCAGAAGCUGAUCGCAGAGGCAUGGGAGCACCACGCCUUGAAGGCGAUAGGCCGAGAGGGGCUCACGGGGACACCGAGGACCAAACAGCGACGCAGGUCAUGCAGCUUCAAGCAACACACCCUGUUGAAGGAGCACCAAGACGCGGUCAGCGCUCUGGCGGUAGUCAACGGCAAGCUCGUCAGCGGUUCGUGGGACACCAGCAUCAAGGUGUGGGACCCUCAAUCGUGGACGACGGAGCGGACCCUUUCCGACCACACGGGACCUGUCCGGUGCUUCGCGCAGUGCGCCGGGCGGCUUCUCUCCGGCAGCGACGACAGCUGCAUCAAGGUGUGGAACACGGACACGUGGAGCUUGGUGCGGUCGUUGGACGACCACACGGAUGCCGUCAACGCGGCGACGGACUGUAACGGCAGGCUUGCUUCCGGGUCGGACGAUGGCACCAUCAAGCUCUGGAACACCGAAAACUGGCAGUGCGAGGUGACGAUCCACCAGCAUCAGGCGGACCAUACCUGCGGGGUUCUAGCCUUGGCUACGUGCGGCGAUUAUCUCGUGUCAGGGUCGGACGGGGGCAUCAAGGUCUGGAACACCCACAACUGGACAUGCCAUAAGGAGGUACACGGAGACGAGAUCUGGUCCCUGGCGGUUGUAGGCGACAAGCUCAUCAGCGGCUCGAUCGACAGCACUAUCCGGGUGUGGGAGACGCAGACGUGGGGUUGCGAGAAGCAGGUCGAAGGUCACGCGGGACCGGUCUACGCCCUCACCGUCCUGGAAGGGAAACUGGUGAGGAAAGGGGGAAGGGAGAAAGUACGGUCUCGCCAGUAUCGCAGCGUGCAUGCAUCCGCCGUGGCUGGCCCGCCCUUGAUGAGUCUUCUUCUCGAUACUAUAUUUGAUGAUGCGUCUUGGCGUGGGUAG
Ectocarpus sp. CCAP 1310/34 is the source of this 2315-nucleotide messenger RNA. The record is from the annotation of a GenBank genome assembly. Lineage: Eukaryota; Phaeophyceae; Ectocarpales; Ectocarpaceae.